AUGACGUUAACCAACGGGCUUACCAAUGGGCUCACUAAUGGCCAUCAUGAGAAAGGGCUGGAUUUGACGGUACUAGGCCUGAACUCGGGGACAUCAAUGGAUGGUAUUGAUUGCGCACUAUGCCGGUUUAGACAAGAGUCACCCGAAUCGCCAAUGCAUUUUGAGCUUCUUGCAUACGACGAAGUGCCGCUCGAGCCUAAGAUUAAAAAGCGAGUGAUGGAGAUGAUCUUGCACAACAGAACCACGCCUGAGGAGCUCUCCGAGGUCAACGUCCUGCUGGGUGAGACUUUCGCUGCAGCCGUAAAAGAGUUCUCCGAAAAGCAGGGUGUCCCUCUCGACAAAAUCGAUGCUCUGGGAUCGCACGGCCAGACAAUCUGGCUGCUUAGCAUGCCAGAGCCUGGCCAAAUCAAAUCCGCCUUGACGAUGGCUGAAGGGUCAUUCCUUGCGUCCAGAACGGGAAUCACCUCAGUGACCGACUUCCGGGUUUCAGACCAGGCAGCCGGUCGACAAGGCGCGCCCUUGAUCGCAUUCUUUGACUCACUGGUCCUUCACCACCCUACCAAGCUCAGGGCUUGUCAGAAUAUUGGUGGCAUCGCCAACGUCUGCUUCAUCCCUCCGGACAAGGAUGGCAAACUGAACCCCGAGUUUUUCGAUUUCGACACUGGCCCGGGCAACGUCUUUAUCGAUGCAGCAGUCCGAUAUUUCACAAAUGGAGAACGUGAGUACGACAAGGAUGGCGCCAUGGGUGCUGCAGGAACAGUGGACCAGGAGAUGGUAGACGAGUUCCUGCAGACUUUCCCCUAUUUCAGCCUUGAACCACCCAAGACGACAGGCCGGGAGGUCUUCAGGGACACCAUUGCCCACAAGCUGAUAGAAAAGGGCCUGGCCAAGGGUCUCUCGCCAAACGAUAUCGUCGCGACUAUCACUCGCAUCACAGCCCAAGCCAUCGUCAACCAUUAUCACAGAUAUAUGCCGCAGGAAUACGGCCCUCUUGCAGAGAUCUUCAUGUGUGGCGGUGGAGCGAAGAACCCAAACAUCACCAGUUUCAUGCAAAAGGCUUUCCCUGAAACUAGAAUUGUGAUGCUAGACGAAGCUGGUAUCCCGGCGGACGCAAAGGAGGCCAUCACCUUCGCAUGGCAAGGGAUGGAGGCCAUCGUGGGACGCAGUAUCAAUGUACCGAGCAGGGUUGAGACGCAGAGACAGUACGUGCUCGGAAAGGUCAGUCCUGGUACCAAUUAUCGCAAGGUCAUGAAGCAUGGAAUGGAUUUCGGCGCUGGAAGGAUUCAUUUGGAACCCGUAACUGAUAUGGUGAAUUAUGUGGGCGGAAAAGUCUUCGACAACAAGUGGUGA
This is a messenger RNA of Exophiala spinifera, 1350 nucleotides long. RefSeq lists its product as uncharacterized. Gene Ontology annotation, molecular function: ATP binding; phosphotransferase activity, alcohol group as acceptor. The record is from RefSeq and is a predicted model, not a curated record. Gene Ontology annotation, biological process: amino sugar metabolic process; peptidoglycan turnover. Bases 1 to 1350 code for a protein of 449 amino acids. The transcript has a single exon. Lineage: Eukaryota; Fungi; Ascomycota; Eurotiomycetes; Chaetothyriales; Herpotrichiellaceae.